Messenger RNA from Nyctereutes procyonoides (raccoon dog), 2198 nucleotides. RefSeq names its product calpain small subunit 2 (gene CAPNS2). NCBI's taxonomy places the organism in Eukaryota, Metazoa, Chordata, Mammalia, Carnivora, Canidae. The record is from RefSeq and is a predicted model, not a curated record. The transcript has a single exon. The coding region runs from base 316 to 1068 and encodes 250 amino acids. Gene Ontology annotation, molecular function: calcium ion binding.
GGAGAAAUCAGUGAUGUAUAGAAAUGAGUAUUUUAAUAAAUUACAUUUCAAAAUAUUAUUUCUUGUAAUUCAUACACACAGUAGCUUACGAAUAUUUUAUUGAGGCCCUCUAAAAGCUGGCAGGUGCUAGGACCUCAUGGAAGUCCUACUCCUUUAGUAGGAGGGAAGACAUUGCCCCAUGGGGCGUGGCACCAUGCAAGCAGGUACAGAAAAGCCAGUUCUUCUACCUGUAAGCUAAUGAGACUCCAUCUCAGCUCUCUCCACACCAUCUCCAAAACAUCAGCAGCUUCUACACUUGCUCCUUAAACCAAAAGCAUGUUUCUUGCAAAGGCUUUAUUGGAAGGGGCAGAUCGAGGCCUUGGAGAAGCCCUUGGAGGCCUUCUUGGAGGAGGUGGUCAGAGAAGAGGAGGAGGAGGAGGAGGAAGAAAUAUUGGAGGGAUAGUUGGAGGAAUUGUGAAUUUCAUCAGUGAGGCUGCAGCAGCUCAGUACACCCCGGAACCACCUCCCACUCAGCAGCAUUUCACCAAUGUGGAGGCCAACGAAAGUGAGGAAGUUCGUCGGUUUCGACAACAGUUUGCACAGCUGGCAGGACCGGACAUGGAGGUGGGCGCCACUGACCUGAUGAAUAUUCUCAACAAAGUCCUUUCUAAACACAAGGAUCUGAAGACUGAUGGCUUUAGUCUGGACACCUGCCGGAGCAUUGUGUCUGUAAUGGACAGUGACACGACCGGCAAGCUGGGCUUCGAAGAGUUUAAGUACCUCUGGAACAACAUCAAGAAAUGGCAGUGCGUUUAUAAGCAGUAUGACAGGGACCGCUCUGGGUCCCUAGGAAGUUCUCAGGUGCGCGCGGCUCUGCAGGCAGCCGGGUUCCAGCUGAACGAGCAACUUUACCAAAUGAUCAUCCGCCGAUUCGCCGAUGAGGAUGGAAGCAUGGAUUUCAACAAUUUCAUCAGCUGCCUGGUCCGCCUGGAUGCCAUGUUCCGUGUCUUCAAAUCCCUGGAUAGAGAUGCAGAUGGCCUAGUUCAAGUGUCCAUCCAAGAAUGGCUGCAGCUGACCAUGUACUCCUGAAGUGGGUGCCGAGAAGCCAGCGCCCAACGAGGACGGGACUCCUGAAAGCCCAGCCAUGCUGUCUGCACGUUGGCUCAUACCCUGUCCUGGAGCUGUCGUUUCCUGUGAGCUCCUACACCAGCUUGCAUGCUUCGAACUGGGGCUGUCCUUUACCGCUUAAUUAAAACAUAUUUUUUAUGAAAAAUAUUCCAGGUGGUUUGUAUGUCAGGUUUUUGAGAUACUGAAUGUAUAUGAUGGGGCGGGGGAAUGUGGGGCAGAGCCCCAGUCAAGUAGAUUUUAAUAGAGCAUUGCUUAUUUGGUGAGUGAAUUCCAAGGAGCAGGAAAUUUGUUGUUACUGAGAAUGAAAUUUUGAAAAAAUCUUGGAAUAAAUCAAAAAAGCCCUCAAGAGAUCUAUUUUUUUUCCCCCUUUAAAAAGGUGAGGAGGGGGAAGCCUGGGUGGCUCAGCGGUUUAGUGCCGCCUUCAGCCCAGGGCGUGAUCCUGGAGACCUGGGAUCAAAUCCCAUGUUGGGCUCCCUGCAUGGAGCCUGCUUCUCUCUCUGCCUGUGCCGCUCUCUGUGUCUCUCAUGAAUAAAUAAAUAAAAUAUUUAAUAAAAAAUAAAUAAAUAAAUAAAAAUAAAAAGGUGAGGAGGAGAGAAGUUCAAAAUCUGUUUUUCCUCACAUCUGGUCUUUCCAUUAUGUAAAUAAAUAAAUAAACAAAUAAAAAGUGUUUUCCUGGAAACCUAUUUAACCGUAUAGAAACAGGUUCAGAAAUGAGAAAAGCAAUUUCACAUAAGGUAAGUAGAUAAACAUUUUUAAUGGUAGAGCAACUGUCUAAAAUUCCAGAAUUCUUUAGUCCUGUUUCUCUAGUAAGAUAAGCAUGAAGCAAACUUGUUUUGCUUUGAUUUGUUUGUAAAAAGGGUUAGGGCAUUGGAGAAUAAAGGGUGGAUCCGUAAUCUAAAAUGUCACUCUUAAUCAUUCUUACAUGUGCUUCAUACAAAAUCAGGCAUGCCCGGCGCGUGUUGGCUGACUGGUUCUUGUCAUGUCUUGCCCUGCCCCAGAGCUUGGAAUGGUUUUUUUGUUGUUGUUCCUCUUGAAAAACUGCAGACAGAAGAAAUGUAACCAAAGGAGGAAAAAAAAAAAAAAAGGAAGGG